AUGUUGGACGUGAAGGAGCUCUUCACCCCAAGCCGACGGCGGUUGCUGCGCGGUGAGCCGGAGCCAGACGCCCCGAGCCAACUUGGCAGCCAAUGCCUCCCGCUCUCCUGGCGCCGCUUCCCGGAUCCCGCAGCCAGCUCCCUCCUGCAGAGUCACGCGUGCCGCGCCUGGGAUGUGCUCGGGAUUUGCGAAGCCUCCUUGAGGCUCUGCCACAAGAAUCUGCACAGCAACCGCGAUGCCCUGCGCCAGUGCCGCACGCAGCUGGAGGCCCAUCUCGCCUGCGGGGCGGCCGUCCGUGACCUCCUGGCCGGGAGGUGGUCGGAUCCUCAGGACGAGGACUGGGUGUCCGACACCAUCUCCCGGCGGCCUGCAGUUGCGUCCCGUCCGCGACACUGCGUGGGCCGCGUCCGCUGCUUCUUCUGCCGCGAGCGCGACUCGCUGGAACGGGAGGAGGGCGAAUUCGGUGGCACCAGCGAUCCCUGGGACCUGGAUUCGGCGGUCCUUGGCGACGUGAGCUGCGCGACCUCCUCGGACAGCUUCCGCUCCAUGCGUGCCAGCGAGGCGCGCGAGGCGCGCGAGGCGCCAGAGGGAGCUCGAGAGACCGCGGGUGCCGGUACCAGCGAAGGAACGGCCCCGGCCUCAGCCCCAAGCUCGCGGAAGGUGCGGCGGCGCAAGACCUCUCGAGAGCGGGGGCGGGUCCUCUACAAGCUUCGACGGAAGGAGUGCUCCGCAGUUCCGACCUGGUACGCGACCCACACCGUGGAGCCCGAGCCCCCGAGGAUCCUGCAGAAGAGCAGCGACCGCAGCAGCGGCUGCGGCAGCGGCACCCGCAACGGCGGGGAGGGCGCCUUGAGCCAGGAGUCGAAGUCGGAGGUACGGGAGGGCAUGGAUCCGGUGGAGCCAGUGGAGCUGCAGAGGCCCCGGCUUGACAUGAGCCAGGUCCAAGAAGGGGAAGCCCUGCACGGGGAUCUCCAAGGGGCCGAUGCCGCGGACGCCGCGGAGCUGGAGCCGUAUACGACGGCCGCGGCCAGGUUCCGCGCGGAGAUGGAGUUCCUGGACAUGUCAAGCUUCCCUGGCAGCCCGGAAGUGAACGUCCCCGAGCGUCACAAGGGCAUGGAGCGAGACUCGCCAGAAAAGGCUCUGCCUCGGCCCAUGCCCCUCGACGACAUCGAGGUGUGGCAAACACCCGCGCCGCCUGCUCCGCCUCCCUCGGCCAGCCACGCGCGUGCGCGCAAGUUCCUGUCGGAUGGCGAGACUUUUGAGGAGCCCUCUUCCGGCCCCGACAUCCCUGCGGCGUGGAGAUGGACUCUCUGCACCUUCAGGCUGCUGAAAGAAGGCCCGGUGAGAAAGCUCGCCGUGCUCCAAGGCUGGGCAGCGGCCGUGAAGAGGCAGCGGACGCCCCUGGCAUCCAUCGGUGCUGUGCACCAGCCCUGUGUCACAAGGCCUGCCGUACCUGUUCGGAAUGAAGCCUCAAUGGAGGCCAGUCCUGCGGUACCUUCUGCAAGCCGAUGA
Messenger RNA from Symbiodinium natans, 1512 nucleotides. The record is from the annotation of a GenBank genome assembly. NCBI's taxonomy places the organism in Eukaryota, Dinophyceae, Suessiales, Symbiodiniaceae.